UUUGAAAGGAACGAGCCCCCUAUAAAGCCAGCCCCUCAGGGCCAGGUCAGGCAACUUCUCUCCCAGCCAGUGGUUUGAGACAACAUCCCUCCACCAUGAGCUUUUCAGGAAAGUACCAGCUCCAGUCCCAAGAGAAUUAUGAAGCCUUCAUGAAGGCUGCUGGUGUACCUGAUGACAUCAUACAGAAGGGAAAGGAUAUUAAGGGAGUGCUUGAAAUUGUACAAAAUGGAAAGCAUUUCAAGUUCACCACCACUGCUGAUACCAAAGUCCAGGUCAUUGAGUUCACCCUGGGGGAGGAGUUUCAGAUGGAUACUCCUACUGGAGAGAAGGUCAAGGCUGUAGCACACAUGGAAGGUGACAAUAAGCUGGUGACAAAUUUCAAAGGAAUGAAGUCCGUCACUGAACUUAAUGGAAACACAAUCACCAAUGCUAUAGUGUCCAUGAAAGGUGACAACAAGCUGGUGACAACUCUCAAAGGAGUUAAGUCAGUCACUGAACUUAAUGGAGACAUAAUCACCACUACCAUGUUGGGUGAUAUUGUCUUCAAGAGAAUCAGUAAGAGUAUUUCGAUAUGUCUGCUUUUCAUUUCUUUUUCCUGUGUAAAAUUAAUACAAUAAAAUCUGGCUUCUUUAAAGAAA
Molecule: messenger RNA, 638 nt
Organism: Trichosurus vulpecula (common brushtail)
Lineage: Eukaryota; Metazoa; Chordata; Mammalia; Diprotodontia; Phalangeridae
Product: fatty acid-binding protein, liver-like
Exons: 5
Coding region: 96-617 (173 amino acids)
Biological process (GO): fatty acid transport
Cellular component (GO): nucleus; cytosol
Molecular function (GO): fatty acid binding
Source: RefSeq, a predicted model, not a curated record